Molecule: messenger RNA, 3363 nt
Organism: Helianthus annuus (common sunflower)
Lineage: Eukaryota; Viridiplantae; Streptophyta; Magnoliopsida; Asterales; Asteraceae
Exons: 10
Coding region: 523-3150 (875 amino acids)
Source: RefSeq, a predicted model, not a curated record
UUCUGUUCAGUAUAAUCAAGAUAACCCGAUCCGAAUAGCAAUCAGUUUGGCCUAAUGCGUGUCUGUACGGCUAAGCUACCAACUCUGGACGGCUGAACGUAGCCGGAGCGCAGAUACCGAUGAAAGCUCCGGCAGAUGAAUCGAUGCCUGUUAAUGGAACUUUGCUAAUCAGAUUGGUUAAAAGAUGGUCAAGACAGAGGAAGAUGCCUCAGAUACACCAACUGAGAAGUAUCCUUUCUUCAGGAGUUGUAUUUUCGGGCUGAAGUGAAGAUUAGAUGCCGCAUAGGAGUAGCGACAGAAAUCCGGGAUAGGUUGAGACCAGGCUCUGUUAGGUCAGAGUUAUUUCGGGGAACGUGUUUCGGACCAUGGCUAGACAUACGAUCUACAUCUAUCGACUCGAAUUUACUCCAUCUAAUACUACAGACUGAAUAUACCCCGGUUGUGCAUCAAGAUGCGUUAUUUUUUCGUGUUGGAGGUCAGGAGUUGCGGUUUGGACCUCAAGAGUUUUGCCUCAUCACAGGAAUGCGAUUUGGUCCUCAUCAACUUUGGAGACAAAAUCGGAUGCACGUGGGGCUAGAUAUGACAUUUAGGGGGAGGGUAUUUGGUCAUCUACAAGCUAGAGUUCAGGUUUCGGAUCUCAAAAACGUCUUUGAUAGUUCUCUUGAUCAGUUAUCGGACCUUGAUGCAGUACGGCUUUGUCUGCUGAUGUUGCUUGAGGUCGGAUUCAUGGGCAGUCGGUCCUCUUCAUUCAUUCACUCAGAUGUUUUAGAACUAGUGGAGGAUUUGGACUCAUGGAACACAUUUCCAUGGGGUUCAUAUGUCUGGAAAGUUGUGUACAGGCAGCUACAUAAUGCGCUGCCAAAACAUUCUGCACGACGCGCUUUUUCGCCGCAGCCACAUAAUGCGCUGCCAAAACGUUCUGCACGACGCUUUUCGCCACUUAAUUAUUCGCUAGAGGGAUUUAUUUGGGCCUUUAAGAUAUGGAUCUUCGAGGUUUUCCCAUACUCUGAGAAGUUUGCUAUCAAGCAUGGUGGGAUUCCGAGGGCCAUUAGCUGGGGCAAGAACAAAUGUAUAACAUGGAAGCAUGCACUACCAUUUGUCGUGGAUGCCGCAGUGCCUGGACUUGAGCCACUACCAGUGUUGACACCAACUCUCGAAGAGUGCGCCACUGAUUGGUGGCGCGCAAGCUGUCAGUUUUUUAACGGCUAUUUUUCACCGCUGUUGAAGAAGGCACACUUAUCAUCGCCACCUCAGCCGUCGGUUAUGGUCCGUGAUCAGCUGGUAGACAACAAUAGCAACACCACUACCAUGCUUGUAGAGGACAAUACUGACAACACUUCUAAUAUCGCCACUACUCAUCAAAGUACGGGGUGGAGAGAAAAUAUGGAGAAAACAAUGCUAGUGAAUAAGUUACAGAAGCCGUCGGUUAUAAAACGUCUCACUAGUCUAGACACACAUGCUGAUGAGUUAUAUUCGGCUAAGGUGAAGAUUAGGUUGGGACCAGGCUCUGCCAGGUCGGAGUUAUUUCGGAGCACGUGUUUCGGACCAUGGCUAGAUAUACAAUCUCUAUCUAUUGACUCGCCUUUAGUCCAUCUGAUACUACAGACUGAAUAUACCCCGACCCCGGUCGUGCAUCAAGACGCGUUAUUUUUCCGUGUUAGAGGUCAGGAUUUGCGGUUUGGACCUCAAGAGUUUUGCAUCAUUACCGGACUCCGAUUCGGUCCUCAAAAUUGGAUAUACAGAAGUACAGAUAUGACAUUUAGGGAGAGGGUAUUUGGUCAUGUAGAAGCUAGACCAAAGGUUUCGGAUCUCAUAAACGUCUUUAAUCGCUCUCUUGAUCGGUUAUCGGACCUUGAUGCGGUACGGAUUUGUCUGCUGCUGUUGGUUGAGUUCGGAUUCAUGCCCUGCGAUCCCCGUGCAUUGGUUCACUUGAAUCUUCUAGAACUAGUGGAGGAUUUGGUCUCGUGGAACACAUUUCCAUGGGGUUCAUACGUCUGGAAGUCUCUGUACAAGCAGCUACAUAAUACGCCCGCAAAGCGUUCUGCUCGACGCCAUUAUACACUUGGUUAUUCGCUCAGUGGAUUAAUUUGGGCCUUUAAGAUAUGGAUCUUCGAGGUUUUCCCUUACGCUAAGACGUUUGCUAUUAAGAAUGGUGGGAUUCCGAGGGCCAUUAGCUGGGGUACGAACAAGUGUAUAACGUGGAAGCUUGCAUUGCCAUUUGUCACGGAUGCCACAGUGCCGGGAUUUGAGCCACUACCAGUGUUGACACCAACUCCCGAAGAGUGCGCCACUGAUUGGUGGCGCGCCAGCUGUCAGUUUUUUGACAGCUAUGCUAAUGAUUCUUCACCGCUGUUGAAGAAGGCACGGUUAUCACCGUCACCUCAGCCGUCGCUUAUGGUCCCUGACCAGCUGGCAGAGGACAUUGCUGACCCCACCGACAUGCCGAGCUCAGACAACUCCACUGGUCACCAAAGUACGGGGUCCAGGACAAAUAUGGAGAAAACUACGGAUAAGUUACAGAAGCCGUUGGUUUUGACACAUCGCACGAGUUUAGAGGAGCGCGUUGAUGAGCUAUUGAAGGCCAAGCGGCCACUUUGUCUAAAGACGGAGAUACCGACGACUUCAGACUUGUUUGGUCCUUUUGACCACGUAGAGGAUCGUGUUGUGGUGGGAAAGGUUUCAUCUGAGUCUGACAUAAUUUGUGUCCAAGGCUACAACGUAAAGCAAAGUGUCGCACCGAUUCUCGAAUCCAUUUUUAAGAAACACGGUGACAUUGCAGCAGAUUGCCUAUUCAAACCAGCUUCUAUGAGAUCAUCUUUCCUUGAGAUCGUUUGCGAAGCAGUCAGUCGAAUUCAAACCAAUGAUGAUAUUGAAGAAAUAGAACAGCAAGUGGUAGUUGCAGAAGCAGCCAACAUUAACGUUUCAUGGCUUCGAGUUCACUUGGACACCAUCCGCGCCCGCAGGAAGUGCAGUUUGCUUAUGGAAACGAAAGCAAACACGAGUUUAGUUAAAAGAGCUGCCUUAAUGGAUCUGAGAGAGAGUUGCGUGGAGCUCAUGGCCGCGCAAGAACGGUUUGAAAAGGCGGAAAGAUGUGUGAGAGUACUUAAUCUUGUUGAAAAUAAUAUAAAUGAUAACAUCUUGGAAUCUUAAGGUAGUAUAGACUCAUGGGCAAGACAACCAGUGGUUUUAUAGGCUAACUAAAUUUGAUGUAGAUGUAUAGGCGAAAACUUGAGAAGGUGUAGAAUGCACAACUCUGGUAAAUGUUGUAUCUGAAACACCCUUUCUCCUGCUGAGAUGAUACAGUUGGAGUUGGGAUUUACUGAGUAUGAUGAUGAUGAAUAUCAAUUUUUACUUGUUAACUAA